Messenger RNA from Arthroderma uncinatum, 1584 nucleotides. Its product is annotated as UV-damage endonuclease. The transcript is spliced from 3 exons. The coding region runs from base 1 to 1584 and encodes 527 amino acids. Gene Ontology annotation, molecular function: endonuclease activity. Gene Ontology annotation, cellular component: nucleus; mitochondrion. The record is from RefSeq and is a predicted model, not a curated record. NCBI's taxonomy places the organism in Eukaryota, Fungi, Ascomycota, Eurotiomycetes, Onygenales, Arthrodermataceae. Gene Ontology annotation, biological process: mitochondrial DNA repair; response to UV; nucleotide-excision repair.
AUGAGCACCAGUAUAGACGCUUUCGACCCCGAGUCGAGCGUCGAAGUGGCAGUGGAUGAACAGGCAGUGGAACAAGCAGUAUCACUACCGCCGCCAGUGAAUAGUGGCUACCUGCCUCUGCCCUGGAAGGGUCGGUUAGGAUAUGCGUGUCUCAAUACGUACCUCCGCAAUGCAAACCCUCCGGUAUUCUGCUCUCGGACAUGUCGCAUUGCAUCCAUCCUCGAGAACCGACAUCCCCUCCAAGACCCAUCUCAAGCCCGCCAUGCGACCAAAAAUCGACCAGACCGUAGCCAACUUCCAGACAUUGCGAGGGGCCAAGAAUUUGUCCAGAAUUUGGGGUUGGCAAAUGCCCGGGACUUGAUGACGCUGAUUCGUUGGAACGUGCGAUUUGGAAUUCGCUUCAUGAGAAUCAGCAGUGAGAUGUUCCCUUUUGCGAGCCAUGCACAGUACGGUUAUAAACUUGCGCCAUUCGCGUCCGAGGCGUUAGCUGAGGUGGGACGUAUUGCCGCAGAACAUGGUCAUCGGCUUACCGUUCAUCCUGGCCAGUUCACGCAACUUGGCUCCCCACGCAAGGAGGUUAUCAAGAACGCCAUCAGAGAUCUGGAAUAUCAUGCAGAAAUGCUUAGCCUCCUAAAACUACCAGCCCAGAUGGAUCGCGACGCAGUCAUGAUUUUACACAUGGGCGGCACGUUUGGUGAUAAGGAGAGCACCCUUGAUCGAUUUAGAGAGGUAUAUUCGACAUUGUCGCAAGAUGUUAAAAACAGACUGGUAUUGGAGAAUGACGAUAUGAGCUGGACAGUCCAUGACCUCCUACCCAUAUGCGAAGAAUUGAACAUCCCUUUCGUGUUGGACUAUCACCACCACAACAUUCUUUUCGACGCAGAUAAGAUUCGGGAGGGAACACUCGAUAUCAUGUCUCUCUACGACCGGAUAAGAUCGACUUGGACGAGAAAGUCAAUCACACAAAAAAUGCAUUAUUCAGAACCUACUCCUGGAGCGAUCACCAAAAUGCAACGUCGGAAACAUAAUCCUAGAGUAUACAUAUUACCACCCUGUGAUCCAACGAUGGAUCUAAUGAUUGAAGCCAAAGAUAAAGAGCAAGCUGUCUUCGAACUUAUGAGAAUCUAUAAGCUCCCAGGGUUUGAGAAGAUCAACAAUAUCAUUCCAUACUGCCGUGACGAUGAGAAUAAACCCCCCAGUAAAAGGUCGAAUUCUGCCAGUACUAGCGAUACUCCCAAGCUUGCCUCAAGCGAGAUCAAUAUGGGUGGCCCACAUGGCCGAGUCUAUUGGCCUCCAGGAAUGGAAGAAUGGCUUCGGCCUCAGAAACGCGGACCAAAGACAGCAAUGCUCCAGGCCAAAGAAACCGACAAGUUAGAUAAACCUCGGAAACGAACAAGACAGAAAAAACCAGAAUCUACCUCAGACGAGAAUGACGAUAUAUCACUCACAGAUGACCUAUCUGACGCGAAGCAACCCGUGAAACGACAGAGGCCAAAAGCCAAAGAAGAGAGCAAACCCCAGGAAAACCAGAGUAUUCUACCUACUCGCGCCUCUAGAAGGACAAGAAGUAAAAGGGGGGAUUAA